AUGAGUCUGUUACUUUUAGAAACAUUACAAGAAGGACUAGAUGACGAAUAUAUUCAAUUGUUGAAUCUGGAUUCAACUUUCGCUCAAGAUGCAGAAAAAUAUUUACUGGAAUUAUUAGUCAAUGACGAUUUGUUAUCAACUGAUCCAUAUACUACUGCUUCUGGUGAAUCAUCAUAUCACAAAAAAACAUUAACUGAAGAGAUUGCCGAAUUGGAUAUGUCUCAACAUGAAAUCAACGCCAAACUUAGUACAAUCACCAAUAGUAAUCGAGAUUUAAUUAUUGAUAUUAGUAAUGAUUUACAAUUUAUCAAUCAUCAAAUAACUAAAGAAUACAGUCACCAUACUGAAAAUUUAGUGAAAAGUAUAACUGGUGAAUUUAGAAUCGAUUUAUCAACCUCAAAUCAUUUUAAUUUAAAAACCAAUGUUAGUAUAAAUAAUACCAUUUUAAAUAAUAUUGAUUCAGUUUUGGAUAUUUUGGAAUUACCAACAUUAUGUAAAUUAUGUAUAUUACAAGGGAAUUAUCAAGAAAGUUUAGAAAUUUCAACUUAUAUUCAAAGUUUAAUGAUUAGAUAUCCUAAAAUCACAUUAUUUAAAACCAUAAAUGAACAAAUUGAUUAUGAAUUGAAAGUGAUGAUUAAAGGUUUAAUUAAAUUAUUAAACACCAAUUUAAAACAAAAUCAUAUUUUAAAAAUAUUUCAAAUAUUACAUAAAUUAUUUGAUGAUAAUGAGAAUCAAAUUAUUGAUAAUGAAUCAAUAUUAAUAAAAAUCUUUUUAAAUUCAAGAUUUAAAUUUAUUAUUAAUGAAAUUUCCAGUUUAAAACCAUUAAUAAAAUUCAAUAAAUUAACAUAUUUGAAAAGAUAUAUUGAAAUAUACCGUGAAUUUAUGUUUAAUUCAUUAUCCAUAUAUAAUAUAAUUUUCAAAAAUAAAAAUAAAAGUCAACACAAACAGAAACAGAAACAAAUCAUUUUGAUAAAUCAAUUUAUUCAAAGUUUAGUUAAACUUUUAUGUCAAGAAUUUAAACAGUAUUUACCUGAUAUCAAAACUAAGAAAAUUGAUGAUUCUAUUGAAUCGGAAUUUGAAUUGAAAAGUUCAAUAGAUGGAUUGAUUUUACAAUUGAUUUAUCUUUGUCGAUCAUUGACUGGGUUUGGAUUAGAUUUCGAACCUAUAAUUUUAUUAGAAUUGGUAUGUGAUGAUCUUAUACCUGAAUCAGAUUGGUUAAGGAAUUUAUCUAAAGUAAAGAUUAAGAAUAGGUAA
Messenger RNA from Candida dubliniensis CD36, 1254 nucleotides. Its product is annotated as Golgi transport complex subunit. Gene Ontology annotation, cellular component: COG complex. The coding region runs from base 1 to 1254 and encodes 417 amino acids. Lineage: Eukaryota; Fungi; Ascomycota; Pichiomycetes; Serinales; Debaryomycetaceae. The transcript has a single exon. Gene Ontology annotation, biological process: intra-Golgi vesicle-mediated transport; cytoplasm to vacuole targeting by the Cvt pathway. The record is from RefSeq and is a predicted model, not a curated record.